Molecule: messenger RNA, 885 nt
Organism: Papaver somniferum (opium poppy)
Lineage: Eukaryota; Viridiplantae; Streptophyta; Magnoliopsida; Ranunculales; Papaveraceae
Exons: 1
Coding region: 1-885 (294 amino acids)
Source: RefSeq, a predicted model, not a curated record
AUGGGAAAUGAUUGGUUCUUACAAUGGUUUAGUUGUUUGGCUGAGACAAGCGAUUUUAGCAUUCUUAACCCUGUUUUUGUAUGUAAUCCAAUCACAAAAGAAUGUGUGAGAUUCAUCAAGGACAAAGAGGAGAAGGAGGAUAGAAAGAUUUUGGAAAUAUUAUCUGGAUUUGGGUAUUGUCGUUUGAAGAAUGAGUAUAAAGUUGUUAGAAUUCGAUACUAUGGCGAUGAGAUGAUUGCUGCACAAGGUGGAUAUGUUGCUGGACAUCUACAGGUUUACACUCUUGGCAGUGGUGGUGGAUGGAGAGACAAAGGAGAAACUCAUCAUUCGUUUAUUCGAGGAUCAAGGAGUGUUUAUUUGAAUGGAGUUUGUUUCUGGUUAGAUUCGACAGGGAUGAUUGUAGCUUUUGAUUUCGCAAGUGCGGAGUUCCAGUUGAUUUCACCACCACCUUCUAUGGAUGAAUAUAACAAUGUUUACAGCAAUAAACUUUGCACGCUGGGGGGAUGUCUGUGCAUUUUUCAACAACCAUUGAGUAUUACUGGUAUUCCAGGUAUAUGGGUGCUAAGGAAGAAUGAAGUGAAAGGGAAAGAAGACAUUUGGGUGAAAGAGUGUCCGCUUCCAUCAAUUGUCAGUUGGGAGUUGUAUAGAAAGAAUACAAGGACUGCGAUGCCGUUUGCCCUUACUAAAAGGGGUGAAAUUUUAUUCAAGUUCUAUUCUGGGAAGACAAUCGCUUCUUAUGACCUGAAAAGUGCAACUCCAAGAAACAAUUGGAUGCUUGAUAAGGUUUGGAACCGUUUUGAAGCGAUUCCACAUGUGAACACCUUUGUUUCUCUGAAAGCACUUGGGGAAGAAGUGACGAAGCUGGCACCAAUAAAUAGAUUCUGA